This is a messenger RNA of Humulus lupulus (European hop), 469 nucleotides long. RefSeq lists its product as uncharacterized. NCBI's taxonomy places the organism in Eukaryota, Viridiplantae, Streptophyta, Magnoliopsida, Rosales, Cannabaceae. The record is from RefSeq and is a predicted model, not a curated record. The coding region runs from base 23 to 337 and encodes 104 amino acids. The transcript has 2 exons.
AUCUGUUUAUAUUGGCUGGGCUAUGGCUUCCGUAGUUGCUUUGGUGGUUACCGGUGUACUGCCAAAUGUCUUGUGGUUUGCAACAUACAGAUUUUCCUUGUCUUCUGCAGUGUGUGUUGGAAUAUUCACAGAUAUUAGGAAAAGCCUUGGGUGGUGGAGUGAUCCCUGUAAGUGCAGUUCUUGCAGACAAAUAUGUGAUGCUCUGUAUCCGACCUGGAGAGCAUGGAAGGUUUGCAGUUAUAACUGUUCACGACCUCUAUCUUAUUUCAGAGAAAGUAAUUUAAGUAGUGGCUUUAUUAUUCAGGAACUUGUUGAUAUUGAUUCUAAUCAUUACUAGCUAAUGCACAUUUAUGGCUCCUAAAACCAAAAAUAAAUAUCAGUUGUGACUUUGCCUCAAUGUAUUUUAUAAGAUGUUAAUAGAGAGAGAACCAUAUCACCACCAAAAAAUCUUUAUGAAAAAGUGUAAGUA